This is a messenger RNA of Sus scrofa (pig), 525 nucleotides long. Its product is annotated as major allergen I polypeptide chain 2. The record is from RefSeq and is a predicted model, not a curated record. Lineage: Eukaryota; Metazoa; Chordata; Mammalia; Artiodactyla; Suidae.
GCAGAAACCCUGCCCUGAGCAGAGCAUCCCAUCCGCUGACAUGAUGAAGGGAACGCCACUGCUUGUGCUGGCCUUGCUGGUGACCAGAGGGCUGGGCUUCAAUAUGGGAAUUGCUUGCCCUAUGUUUUAUGAACUCCUCAGCGUGGUGAGCUUUGGAAUAAGACCGCUUUUGGACUCAUCCAUGGAUCUGAUUAAUGCUACUGAACCGGAAAGAGAAGCCAUAAAAAAAGCCCAGGAUUGCUUCAUUGACACUGGAGUUUUCAACAUGUUCAACCAUGCCGUCUACGUGGCUGCUAUCAUGCUUAGCCCUGAUUGUGCCGCCUUUGCAGCAGACACGCUGGAGCAGGAUGCCAGUGAAGUCAUUUCCACUCUCCUCCCUUUAGGGAGAUAACCUUUGCCAGGGAUGCCUGGUCUGUUCUCCAUCUUCCUGCCCUGUUCUCCUCAACUGAAGCUGGAAUCCAGACACCUGUCCCCACCUGAUGUGAUCCCUAUCAGGCUGACUUGAAUAAAAUAACUGCAUCUGUG